This is a messenger RNA of Candoia aspera, 2214 nucleotides long. RefSeq names its product vomeronasal type-2 receptor 26-like. Gene Ontology annotation, cellular component: plasma membrane. Lineage: Eukaryota; Metazoa; Chordata; Lepidosauria; Squamata; Candoiidae. Gene Ontology annotation, biological process: G protein-coupled receptor signaling pathway. The coding region runs from base 1 to 2214 and encodes 737 amino acids. The transcript is spliced from 7 exons. Gene Ontology annotation, molecular function: G protein-coupled receptor activity. The record is from RefSeq and is a predicted model, not a curated record.
AUGUACAUGAGCAGAUGGGAUGGUGGCUCAAGACUGCUGGCCUUCAAAACACUUCUGCUCUUCUUCAUCCUUCCAGAGAGGGUCAGUGAGGGUUUGGAAUCCAUGAGCAGUCAACUCACCAACGCUCCAGCAAAACCUGCCACCUCCAGAGGGGAAAUGAUACUUGGGGGAUUUGUUUCCCUUCUAAAUAUUGACGAAACCUUACAGAGUUUCACCAAAGAGCCAGAGAUUUACUUAUUUGGAAACAUGAUGCCAAAAAACUACCAGCACAUUCUUUCCAUGUAUUUUGCUGUUCGUGAGAUCAACCAGGACCUCCAGCUGUUACCCAACACCACACUAGGAUUGGAGGUUUAUGAAAACUGUUUCAGUGUCAGGCUGGCCAGUAAGCACCUCCUAGAUCUUCUCUUCUUGAAACAAGGGAAUCCCAUCAACUACAACUGUGUCAGAAGGAGGAGGAGGAACCUCUUGGCUAUCAUUGGUGGCCUCACCUCCCCAAACUCCAUCCACAUGGCCCACGUCCUGAAUACCUACAAGAUUCCACAGCUCAGUUAUGGCUCCUCUGACCCAGUCCUGAGUGAUAAAAGGCAGUUCCCUUCCUUCUUCAGCAUGGUUCCCAAUGAAAACUUACAGUAUGAGGGGAUUGUUCAGCUACUGAAGCAUUUUGGAUGGAACUGGAUUGGCCUUUUGGUAUCUGAGGAUGAGAAUGGGGAAACCUUUCUCCAAAAUCUCCAGCCAAAGCUCUUCCAGAAUGAUCGCAAAGGAGCAAAUCGCUGCACUGGGAGAGAAAAACUGGGGAGUCUCCCCGGCUCUGUCUUUGAAAUGACCAUGUCUGGAGAGAGCUACAACAUCUACAAUGGGGUCUACUCUUCAGCACGUGCUUUGCAAGCAAUGCGUUCAAGAAGAGCAAAGGCAGCUUCCCUGAGGAAUCAGGACAGAGCAAUUGUUCAGCCAUGGCAGCUUCAUUACUUUUUGGGAAACACCCAUUUUAAUAACGGUGCAGGAGAUGAAAUCAUUUUUGAUGAGAAGGGGGACUUUGACCCUGGAUAUGACAUCUUCAACAUGGUCACAUUCCACAACAAAUCUUUCCAGAGAAUUCAGAUUGGAAGGAUGGUCUCCAAAGCCCCCGAUGGGAAGACGUUCAUCAUCAGUGAAAGUGCCAUUCUGUGGAAUCACAAGUUUCAGCAGGUACCUCCUUUUGCCAGAUGUGUGCAGAGAUGCCGCCAGGGGUACAGCAAGGCUGUUCAGGAAGGGAAACAAGCUUGUUGCUACAAUUGUACCAAAUGCCCCGAAGGAAGAAUUUCAGCUGAAAUUGAUGCAGACCAAUGUGGGAGAUGCCCAGAAGACCACUAUUCCAAUGCAGAAAAAGACCAGUGCCUUCCCAAAGGUUUCAGCUAUUUAUCCUAUGGCGAACCCUUGGGAGUCGCUCUGACUUCCUUGAUUCUUUUCUUUUCAGCAACCCUCAUUUUAGUGGCAGUGAUCUUUCUUCUGCACUGGGACACCCCCAUUGUCAAAGCCAACAACAGGAACAUCACAUGCAUCCUUCUCUCCUCUCUCCUCCUCUGCUAUCUCUGCUCCCUGCUCUUUAUUGGCUGGCCUGGGGAAGUGACCUGCUUUCUCAGGCAAACUCUGUUUGGCACCAUUUUCUCCAUCUCGGUUUCCUGUGUCUUGGCCAAAACCAUCACGGUAGUUCUGGCCUUCUUGGCCACCAAGCCAGGCAACCGGAUGAGGAAGUGGCUAGGGAGAAGACUGGCAGCAUCUGUCAUUGUCCUUUGCUCCUUUAUCCAAGCUGUUAUCUGUGCAGCAUGGUUGAUGACCUCUUCUCCCUUCCCAGAGUUGGACAUGCAUUCCCUGACUGAUGAGAUCAUUGUGCAAUGUAACGAAGGCUCGGAUUCCAUGUUCUAUGUUGUCCUGGGCUAUUUGGGGCUGCUGGCCAGCAUCAGUUUCACUGUGGCUUUCUUUGCAAGAAAAUUGCCAGAUACUUUCAAUGAAGCCAAGCUGAUCACCUUCAGCAUGCUUGUGUUUUGCAGCGUUUGGCUGUCCUUCAUUCCAGCCUAUCUGAGCACCAAAGGAAAACACAUGGUGGCUGUGGAGAUCUUCUCCAUCUUGGCCUCUACCACAGGUCUCCUGGGCUGCAUCUUUCUCCCCAAGUGCUACAUCAUGUUGUUGAGCCCACAUCUAAACACAAAAGGACAUUUGAACAGGAGGAUAGUAUAA